UUGUAACUUAAGUGAGAACUAUAAGGACUUCAUUGAGAUUUUCUCUUCGUUACAACAGAGAGCGGCGGCCGGCGAUGAAGUUUUGCUGGUAUUGAUCUUAAUAUAAUACAUGGGAUUGCCGAGAUUUAAACGUCCUGUAGGGACUAGUGAACCAAGUUCAAAUCUUUAUGUGGCCAAUUGUGGACCUGCAGUUGGACUAACUUUGGACACAAUUGAAGCCGUAUUUGGUGCAUAUGGUCAAGUUAAGGGAGUCCAUCUUGCUGAUGAAAGUGGCACUAGAGUUAUUGUGUCUUAUCAUGAAGAAAAGUCUGCAGAAUCUGCCCUGACGGAGUUGAAUAGACGUGAAUGUCCUGAGCUUGGUGGCCGGUCUUUGCACAUUCAGUAUUCAGUACCCUCUAUUUGUCAGGUUGCAGUGGAUGACUCAAUUGAGGUGUCGAUGGAAGCUUCAGAGUUAGAUAUUCCUGGUCUUUACUUGAUUCAUGACUUCAUCAGUGUCAAAGAGGAGGAGGAACUACUUGCAGCCGUUGAUUCAAGGCCUUGGCAAAAACUUGCUAAAAGAAGGGUGCAGCAUUAUGGUUAUGAGUUUCACUAUAAUACGAGGAAUGUCAACACAAAUCAGUACUUGGGUGAACUUCCAUCAUUUCUUUCGCCAAUAAUUGACAAGAUGUCAAAGUUUCAAAAGCUUGGUUACACUGAAACCGUACUUUUGGACCAGCUCACGGUUAAUGAAUAUCCACCCGGAGUGGGAUUGUCUCCACAUAUUGACACCCAUUCAGCAUUUGAAGGAUUAAUAUUCAGCCUUUCAUUGGCAGGGCCUUGCAUCAUGGAGUUCAGAAAGUAUUCUACUAGUGUUUGGCCUACAGACCCUAACGCAUUGAGUGAUGAAGAGGCUCAAAAUUCCGACAAGAGCUCAAAGUUUUUGAGAAGAGCUAUUUAUCUACCCCCUCGAUCUAUACUGUUGUUAUCACGAGAAGCACGCUAUGCUUGGCAUCAUUACAUUCCACACCAUAAGAUUGAUGUGGUGAACGACACCAAAAUCAGAAGGGCUUCAAGGAGAGUGUCCUUUACAUUGCGCAAGGUAAGAAAAGGACCAUGCAAAUGCGAGUUCCCCGAAUACUGUGAUUCUCAGAAGUAAAAGACAAAUAUACACUGAUUAUGUUUUGCCAGAAACCAGAAGAUGUGAUCAUUGCUUAUUUCAUUCCGCGUGGUUAUGUUCUGUCUGAACCGUUUUCUGGUGAAUUUAAACAACCAGGUUCAGGUUGAGGUUGAG
Messenger RNA from Solanum verrucosum, 1270 nucleotides. Its product is annotated as alkylated DNA repair protein ALKBH8 homolog. Gene Ontology annotation, molecular function: demethylase activity; RNA binding; oxidoreductase activity. Gene Ontology annotation, biological process: oxidative demethylation. The transcript has 8 exons. Bases 110 to 1135 code for a protein of 341 amino acids. The record is from RefSeq and is a predicted model, not a curated record. Lineage: Eukaryota; Viridiplantae; Streptophyta; Magnoliopsida; Solanales; Solanaceae.